AUGAGAACAGAGCGGUCGGGUGGCUUCAGUGGCAUUCCGGCCACGGCGAAAUGUCUCGUCUGCGAGCAUCCGGACGGCGGAUCCGCGCACUUCGGAAGCACUUCCUGCCUCGCCUGUGCUGCCUUUUUCCGGAGGACCGUAUCGUUGAACAUUCAAUUUCAUUGCAAGAAGGACAAUAACUGCAUCAUUUUCCAUGGUGAGAAUAUUAGUUUCAGCAUCGGUUUGAGCAUUCCUUCAGAACUGAGAAUGAUCUGCCGGGCGUGCCGAUUCGACAAGUGCGUAAAGGCUGGAAUGCGGAGAGAAUGCGUUCAAAAGAGGCGUUCCAACAAGAAAGUGCCGAAGAAACACAUGCUGAGGGAGGACCAGAUCAAAAUGGAAAUUGACGAUUCAAAGUUCGAAUGCAUUGCAGGUACUCAGAACUGUUUAGAACAACGAAGAUCAUAAUCUCGUGGCUUUUCUUGCAGAACAGACGGACGACAAUUCGCCUCUGUCGAUCGAAAAGAAAUCUCCGCCGGGUCUGAAUCCGAACGACAGUCCGCUCAUGAAUGAAUGCGUACGAUCCAUCUGCUCACAUUCCCAAUUCUAAGUUCUCAACUUUCAGAAAUUCGAUCCGAGUGAGUUUCCGUCUACGAGCUCCGCCAGUUUGCCGAAUAUAAGUAAGCAAAACUUGAAUACUCAAAAGUAAAUUUAAUAAUUUCAGUUCAUACAAGUCAAUUAUCCGCCGAGAAAGGCUACAAGUGGAUUAAUAUGAAUGGAGAGGAACUCCUCAGGCUUUAUGUGGACCAACUGAAGCUCUCAAUGGAUCGACGGAGGAUGAUGUUCACGGAGACGGCGCUGAUGGCUGUGGUCGAGGAGCGCGGAGACAUGCCCUUCGACUCCUCCAAUCCGCCUCCGCACUCACUGAAGAGACAAUAUGAAUCUCAACGAUUCGACAACAUGCUCGCCUUUGAUUUCUGCAAAGCGUGUCCUGGAUUCGAGGGCUUCAACUCAAUGGAGAGGGGAAUAUUCUACCGGUCCUGCUCUCUCGCCUAUUGUCUUUUGGACAUUGCCUGGAUUACAGUACAGGCGUACAAAGAGGAGGCGGACAAUCCGGCGAUGAUGUACACGGACGGAAGCAUUUGCACUGUGAACGACAUGUCCUACGGAUGGGACGACGAGGAUGACAUUUGUGCGCAAGAGAAGAAGAAGUGAGUGGGAAUGUGCGCUCCGAUUCGAACAACUCAUGAAGCUUCCAGACUGUUCUUCGCGUUCGUUGGUCGUUUUAACGAUGCAGUGUGUCGUCCGAUCAGGAGUUUCAAUUUGACGCACGUGGAGUUUGCAGCAUUGAAAGCACUGUGCAUUUGGAAGUUAGGUCAGUCGUUUUCUUUUAAAUACUCAUUGCCUCAUCACGAAUUUGACGGUUUCUUUUCUGCGAUGAUCCUCUGACAUCGUCGAAAGUUUCCAGUGUUUCCAGGCUACUGCGAGUACACGAAUAAGAUGAAAGAAGUGGGACAGGACCACCAGGCGGCACUGCUCAGCGGACUCAGCAACUACUACGAGGAGCACAUUCCAGAUCCAGUGGAAGUGAGCACCCGAUUGGGCAAUAUGAUACUUCUGAUGGGCACUAUAUUCGUAAGCGAACUAAAAGCAGUUUCUUUCAGUCAUUUAUUUUAAUGAUUUCAGGAAAUGAAUCAGUUGAUAAUGGAAACUUACAAGUCGGCGGAGCUGUUCGCCCUCUUCAAACUAGAUACUCUCUCGAAAUCCCUGUUGACUCUCUGA
Molecule: messenger RNA, 1758 nt
Organism: Caenorhabditis sp. 36 PRJEB53466
Lineage: Eukaryota; Metazoa; Nematoda; Chromadorea; Rhabditida; Rhabditidae
Source: the annotation of a GenBank genome assembly